Canis lupus familiaris (dog) is the source of this 2404-nucleotide messenger RNA. RefSeq names its product zinc finger imprinted 2 (gene ZIM2). Gene Ontology annotation, biological process: regulation of transcription by RNA polymerase II. Gene Ontology annotation, molecular function: DNA-binding transcription factor activity, RNA polymerase II-specific; RNA polymerase II transcription regulatory region sequence-specific DNA binding. Gene Ontology annotation, cellular component: nucleus. Bases 78 to 1859 code for a protein of 593 amino acids. The transcript has 6 exons. NCBI's taxonomy places the organism in Eukaryota, Metazoa, Chordata, Mammalia, Carnivora, Canidae. The record is from RefSeq and is a predicted model, not a curated record.
GAAGUCCGAGCGUGAGCCUUUCAGUGUGGCGAGGCGCCGGGCGGGCGAGGUCCUGGGUUUCUAUAUCUUUUUUUCAUAUGCUACAACUCUACCCACCAUCUUCCACAACAGUGUGUUCUAGAGCAGCCUGCCUUUUAGAGUACCUCUAUCCUGUGAAGGGCCAAUCUGUAAAGAUGCUGCACAUGACAGACGUUUUGGAGAUCUUGAAGAAUCCCCAGCUCUUCCAUCUACGUGCUCAAGAAGAGAAUCCAGAAGCCAUCUCCUUAAGAAAUCCAGAGUCUCUGAAAGUUUCUCAUCAGAAGUUUAGGCAUUUUCAGUAUCUUUCAGUGACUGGGCCUCACCAAGCUGUGAGCCAAAUCCAGGAGCUCUGCCGUCAAUGGCUGCAGCCAGAGACCCACACCGAGGAGCAGAUGAUGGAGCAACUGGUGUUGGAACAGUUUCUGAACACCCUACCAGAGGAGCUUCAGACCUGGGUGAGGUCAAAACAGCCUCAGAACAGCAUGGAGGCAGGAACCCUGGUGGUCAAUUUGAUACAAGCAUGUGGAGAGAAAGGUUUCUCUCCUCAGGACUUUGUACUUGCAGAAGAGAGGAACAGCAAAGAACAGCAAAAGGAGGACACAGAGAUGUCUGACAGUCCCGUAUCUGCGGGAUCCCAGGAUUUGGUGACUUUCAAGGAUGUGGUUGUGGACUUCAGCCCAGAGGAGUUAACCUACCUUAGUGCUGCUCAGAGGAACCUCUACCGGGAGGUGAUGCUAGAGAAUUAUAGGAACCUGGUCUCCUUAGGGUACCAGUUCUCUAAGCCCGACAUUAUCUCACAGCUGGAAGAGGAAGAGUCACAUGUGAGGGAGGAAGACAUCAAUACAGACAAAUGUCAAGAUUGGGAGAAAAGACCUGAAACCAAAGAUCUAACUCCAGAGCAAAGCCUGCCUAUGGAAAAGUCAUCCUUGGGGGUAGGAAUGGAGGAUCUGAAGGUAGAUAACUUCUGCAGUGUCAACAUAGGAGAGUAUUCUCCUGAUGAUCCAUCAGAUUUGUACCAGGACAACCAGAAGAAACUUUUGAGUCCUGUAACAAUGAGUAAGCCCAAGACCCUCGCUCAAGAAAGAAGCCACGACAGUGAUGAUUUUGAGAGAAGCUCAGAUCUUACUAAACAAUCAGAAGGGCCUCCAGUAAAGGAUCCCCAGGAAUGUACUACUCCUGAAAUUUGCCCUAGUCCCCAACUGGCAGAUGAUGAGCCUUUCCUCCAAGAGAACAGAUGUAGAUUUUGUGAAAGAACUUUUAUUACCCAAACAGCUCGUGAGAGACAUGAGCAGAUCCAUACUGGGAAGAAACCCUUUGAAUGUAAACGAUGUGGAGAAGCCUUCUACCUCAUGCCACACCUCACCAGACAUCAGAGGACUCAUUCCAAUGAGAAGUCCUCUGGAUGCAAUGAAGGUGGAAAGUCUUUCAUUCAGCAUACAAAUACCUCUGGCCAUGUAAGAAUUCAUAGUCAGGAAGACUACUAUGAAUGUUUCCAGUGUGGCAGAGCCUUUAUCCAGGAUGUGCAUCUUUUUCAACAUCUCCAAGCCCACGAAGCAGCAAAAGCCCUUCCACCUGGGUUGCCCCGCAUUAAGACAUAUUUAAUUCGCUAUCAGCGGAAACAUGACUAUGUUGGAGAGAAAGCCUGUCAGUGUUGUGACUGUGGCAAAGCCUUCAGUCGGAGUUCACAUCUCAUUCAACACUAUCGCAUCCAUGCUCAAGAGAGGCCUUACCAGUGUCAGCUGUGUGGGAAAUGUUUCAGCCGACCCUCAUACCUCACUCAGCAUUAUCAACUCCAUUCUCAAGAGAAACCUGAUGGGGCAAUUAUUACUGAAAACCUCUAAUCAGAGAACAUUCUCAACAUCUUUGGCAGUUGGACUACAAACAGGCAAUCUGUUCCCAAGUUUUUUUAGAAGUGUUUACAUAUGGUGUCUUUGCCACAUGGGAUGUGUCAACACAGAGCAUGUUAAAAAGAUUUUCAAGGUGUGCUAAUAUUGAUUCAUCCACAAAGCUGAUAUAAUUGGUAAUGUAUUACAUUGUACUUCAUAAUUUAUCAAAUAUUGUCAUGUACAUUUUUUAUUUGAUCUUUUAAGGAAUGCUGCAGUGUACCUAGUGAGCAUAUUUAUUCUAUUUUUACAGGUAAAGCAAACUUGAAACUCCAAAGUUAUCAGUUGAUCUGACCUAGGUUAUAAGUAAUGAAGUAGGAAAAUGAACUCAGGUUUUGUUUUAUGUUGAGAUUUCAUGAGAUAUUUAUUUCAUAUCUUGAUGUUCAAGCCUGGUUUUCUUUAUUCCUGCCACAUCCCUUCUGAAGAAAAGGUACAGUACUAUACUGACUUCAGCUGUCUUCCUCUGUGGUAGGCCCAGCACUGUUUCACAUGAAAUCAGGCAA